AUGGAAGCUUCACCCUUCGCGCGCCUCUCGCCUGAACUCAGGAACCUCAUCUACGAAUAUGCCUUCGCCAGCAAGUAUGCGGUGACUCUUGAACAUAACAGAAUACAGCCCGGUAUCAGUAGGACCUGCCGUCGGAUCCGUGAAGAGUCGUUGACUAUGUACUAUGCUUCAACAACCUUCAAUGCUCAUCUAGAUGAUGGCCCGACAACACCAGUGUCGCGUUGGCUAACCCAUAUUGGCCACUGGCACUCACUACUGCUUCAGAGGCUCCAAAUCUGGGACAUGCACAUGCUAAAUGCCACCCUCCAUGGUCUCGAGGCCACCCAGCUUCUGCUACGGAACGGUGACGAAGAAGGCACGCCGUUGACGCUUGUUCCUACAGGCUCCUGGCUUCUGCAUCAAGGCUGGUACCUCAAAGACAUCAUCAUAGCUUUACGCAAGAUGGAUCUGGAGCUGCGACGGUUUGCCAGAGUCUUGCCGCCUUCCGCGCAGUCAUGGCCAACAUCGCUGUUCGCUAUCACGCCUUCCCCGCGCCCGAGGAAGGAUGAUGUCGAGGGUUGCUACGUCGUGUUGAGAGAUGUUCUGGCGCAUCUUGGUUUCAGUAUCGACAUGAUUGAGGAUGUAACCGAACCAUUACGCCACGCCGGGUGGCCGGUGGCAAACCCUCCUGUGGGAGGUGAGUGGAAGAUCGAAGUGUCGCGCAAGCCACGCAAGUACUAUCUUACCUUCAAGCACAGCGAAUUGCAUACAAUCAGGCAAAGCUUCAAACCGCCUGAAGAUGCUAUGGACGUUGCUGGUUUGUAG
Baudoinia panamericana UAMH 10762 is the source of this 804-nucleotide messenger RNA. RefSeq lists its product as uncharacterized. NCBI's taxonomy places the organism in Eukaryota, Fungi, Ascomycota, Dothideomycetes, Mycosphaerellales, Teratosphaeriaceae. The transcript has a single exon. Bases 1 to 804 code for a protein of 267 amino acids. The record is from RefSeq and is a predicted model, not a curated record.